GUUAAAUCUACAACAAUUCAUAUUCUUUGCUUGAUGCUAAGUUGGCAGUGUUGCCUGAAGCUGCUGUCUUCAUCACAUUAUCUAAUUUUAUUCAACUUGAUUGGCUUUUGAAAAGUCUUCUUCAAUAUUGAGAAGCAUUAUUCAUCAGCCACUUCAACCUUUUGAAUUAUUGCAACCUUCUAAGCGUUUCAUUCUUCGAGGUCACUUUGAUCUUCCAGAACCAACAUGGCUCAUCCCACUCCCAUCAGUGAUGAUCCUCUUGAGACGAAGAAAUCUGUAGGAAUGAAGAGUAUCUGGAAAGGCGCAUCCAGACAGAAUCCAAAUCCAAAAAAUUGGUCGACCCAACAGAUUAGAUCGGACUCAAGUUUCGCUGCAUUAUCACCUCCUUCUCGAGAUUCAAUAUCAUGUUCCAAGAGCUCAUGUUUCUCAGAUCUCAACAAUUAUAUUCCUGCAGGAUCGAUUCGAAUACACAAGCAAGAGUGUUCGCUCUUGACGGAAGAAGUAUUCACGUGUCGAGAUUGGCAUGCUUUUCAUCUUCCGUCCGACAUCAUCAACUUUCAACAAAGUAUCUUGUAUUUACCAAAUACUGUACAAGGUCAAUUGCUUCGUUCUGCUGCCCUUGCUGAGUACACUGGUAUACACAAUGCUGGUUGGAUUAGAAUGGAGUUUAAGGCAAAGGAUAAGAAUACUGGUCAAGUAAGGGUAUAUAUCUUACCGGAUGAUGUUGGGAAUGCUGUGUUAGAUCGUUCGAUGAAGCAACUUCGUAAGGGUAUGGAGGCCUUACUAGACAAGUUAGACGUUUCGAAUGCGGCUUGGCAAGGAACAUGGUCAGAUGACAAACCAAUUCAGCACAUCAACUCUGAAUUGGAUGACCAAGAAUCUACAGAUGUCGUCUCGCUCUUUGACAUGUUUAACAAUCUACCAUCCCCAAAGCCAGACCCAGGGGUGAUCGUUGGAGAUCGUUAUGUACAAGAUGCGAUGCGAUCUCUCCUGGUAGGUAAUGUCCAGGGGCUGAAUCCAAAUACGCAAUUGCAUCCAUAUCAAUGUCAAACGGCUGCUAUGAUGCUGCAGCGGGAAACACAGCCAGGGUACAUUAUGGAUCCACGUCUUCGAAAAAUUCAAGAUCAGUAUGGACAGAGUUUUUACUGUGAUUUGAGUGCGAACGUUUGUUUGAGGGAACCACGCCUUUACGAAGCUCCAAGGGGUGGAAUAUGCGCAGAAAACAUGGGUCUAGGAAAGAGUCUAAUCUGCUUAGCUUUGAUUCUAUCAACAAAAUAUCUGAGACCUCAAAUGCCAGAUGAGCACUCCAUUAACUCUAUUCCCACGCGGAAAAAGACGGGUUCUCUUCUCGAGAUGUGCGCUUCGGCCGUCGGCAGACAAGGAAUUCCGUGGGAGACAGUCCUUGGAAAGAUGGAAUCCGAAGGAGAACUUGGAUUCAGCCAAAUGCAUGCCGCGUUAAAUAGAGGAAUUGGCUACUAUUGGUAUGAGCCUGACCCACCAGCUCGCGAGACCCGUCGUCCGAUAACCCCAACUAAGAAGAAGAUUUGGCUCGCAAAGUCUACGCUUGUAGUUGUUCCACCCAAUUUGGUGCACCAAUGGAUACAAGAGAUCGAGAAACAUACCACCAGCUUGAGUUACUUGGUUAUGAAUGAUAUGAAAAUUCAAGUACCUGCAGCGCAUGAGUUGGUAAAGUACGACAUCAUUUUAUUUAGCAGAAGGAGGUUUGAAAGAGAGGCUACAGAAGAGACUUUGUCGUCCCCACAGAGCACUACUACCUGCGAGCACUGUUUCGGAAGCCCGGAAGCUUCUAACUGCUCUUGCGAGAUAUCCCCAGAAAAUGCACCGGCAGAAGUCUUUAAAUACCGCUCUCCACUUCGAGAUCUCCAUUUCAAGCGCCUGAUCACCGAUGAAGGACAUGAUUUCGGGAAUGUAACGAAAAGCGGCCAGUCAAACGCGAUAAUCAUGAUUGACUUUUUGCACCUUGAUGCGCGCUGGAUUAUUUCUGGAACCCCGACAAACGGCCUUCAUGGAAAAGACGCAUUUUCGAGGACUUAUGAGCUCAGAAAUAAUGACACGAGAUCCAUCGACCAAGAGAAUGCCAAGACGCCUCCAGAGAAAAUCUGCACUAACCCAAAAGGUGUGUUUAUCCAAAAAGAGACUAAAGACCUCGAGAAGCUUGGGAAUAUAUUGAAGUCGUAUCUUAAAGCUCGACCAUGGGCAAACACGGCCGGGGUGGGAGAUCAAGCAUCGUGGCUAGAUCUAGUCAUCAGACCACGAUUCAACCGACAGAUCCAUGGCGAUCCGGGAAUUCUUAAGUCUACUUUGGAAAGUAUGAUCAUCCGACAUACUGCAAAUGACAUCAUGGGGCAACUUAGACUUCCCCCAUUAAACAAGAAAACUGUUUACCUCGAAGGUUGUUUCCAGGAUAAGUUGUCGUUGAAUAUAUUUUCAAUGAUGAUUACUAUAAAUGCCGUUACCUCGGAAAGAGAAGGUGUAGACUAUUUCUUUCAUCCGAAAAAUAGGAGAGUUCUUCUGAAUUUGUUCUCAAACUUACGACAGGCUUCCUUCACUUGGUCAGGUUACACCAGGGCAAUGAUUGAGAACUCGCUUCAAAAUGCUGAGAAGUUUCUUGCAAAGGAUGACAUUAAUCCUGAAGACAGAAAGCUUUUGCAGGAAGCUAUUCGAGUUGGAGAGCUAGCCCUUUCGAAUGGUAUAUUCACAGCCAUUAGUCAAAUACAUGAAAUGGCCAUGUAUGUACAGAAUCCUCUGGCGGAAGAAAUUAGGCGUGCGUGGGCACUUGACUACCAUGAUGGGAAUCCAACCCUGAUGGGCGCUAGUAUGAUAUGUGCUGCAAAAGAGGCGUUUUAUACAUAUCGUCGUAGUGGCCUCGUCGAUCCAUCCGAUUCUGUCUUCGAUACAGCUAAACUCACUAACUUUGGAGAGAACUUGAUGCGCAGGAUUGCAGUAAACGCUGAUGUAGACCCUGUCGAGUUCAGAAUAGAACAAGCAGGCUUUACAGAUCACAGACCGAGUGCAAGCCCCGAUAUCUCAACGUCAGUGAAGAACUCCAUGUGGAGAGAGUCUACUAUCACAUCCACAGCUUCAUCCAAACUCUCAUAUCUCAUGGACCAGAUUUUUCUUUAUCACAAAAACGAGAAGAUAAUUGUAUUUUACGAGGCCGAAAACGUGGGAUAUUAUAUUGCGCAGGCAUUGAAAUGUGUAAACAUCGAGCAUUUGGUAUACACCAAGAGAGAUUCAACCUCUGAGCGUUCGAAAUGCGUUGCAAAGUUCAACUCCGUCGCUGGUUUCCGUGUUAUGCUCAUGGAUGUUAAUCAAGCCGCCUUUGGUCUAGAUAUGAGCGCAGCAUCAAGAAUGUACUUCGUCAAUCCAGUCUUCUCACCACAAGUUGAGGCACAAGCUAUCAAGAGAUCUCACCGCAUCGGUCAGCUCCGCCCUGUACAUGUUGAGACUUUGGUUCUGAAAGGAAGUAUUGAGGAGGUGAUAUUGACAAGACGAAGCACACUGAACGACCAAGAAAACACACAUCUCAAGAACAUCCUCGAAGACCAAACGAUAUACGACUGGAUCAAGGAUGUUCGAUUCUACCCUACUGCGACUGGUAAUUUACCCGGUCCAGAACAAUUUGCUCCUCUUUCUUACCCGCAACUCGCGUUUGAAAAGUUCAACAAUUCUCUGAACAAUGCAAAUAAGGAUAUGGACCCUACAACGGAAUCAGAAACUCUUGAGCCUCUUCCAUCCCAAUUGACCGAGAGCAGACACUCAAUUUCGGGUGUUGAAACUGCGCGCAAUGUGGCUCAAUUAGGUGAUUUACGCAUUAUAUUGGGGUGGGAAGUUUCAGAUUUUAUUCUUGGAAUUUAUAAGAGAGGACUUCGGGAGCGGAUUCAUGAACAAGAAUUGGGAUUAGGUCGCUGGAUUGAUGGCUUAAUGCUUUCGCAUCAGAUUGUUAAUGCCUCUACUAGUGGUGAGACUGGAUCAUCCCAUCCUGCUCGCGGCGUAGGGUUUGGUACGAGAAUUCGACCCGGAUUAACCACAGCGGCCGUACAGACUCUUCCUGAAGGAGAUGUAGCAGAGGAGGAUUAUCAUAUGAACGAAGAAGAUCAUCUGGAAUCUCUCCGCACAAAGUCCAUAAAGACAAGAUCCACCGGAAAUGAUCGGCAAAAUGAGUUGAUGGUGCAUUCGAAAGUCUCGAGAGAAUUGGCUGAGACACAAGCAGAAGGAGAUGAGAAAGAGGAGCGCCAUAGCUCUACUCAAACACUCACCUUGGGGGAAAGAUUUAGAGAAAUGGUAGAGGAAGCAGCUAUUGCUGAUGGAGUAUCUAUCGAUUGGACCAGUCUUCAUGUUCGCGGUGCUGGUGGACCAUCUGCUCGUGCGCCAUCAAAUGUGCCAUCAAAUGCGCCAUCAUAUCAGGGAUUUCUAGAAUUUGGAAAAAUCACUAGUGGAAAUUCGACGAGUACACCACCGAAUACUACACUGACAGCUAAUGAACCUGAAAUUGAGGAAUUCACGGCGGAGACAGCGGAGAAUGUCGCAAAUGAAGAAGAUGAAGACAUGAAGGCCGCAGAAGUUGCAGAUGAUGUGGAAGAUGAGGCUACAGGUGCGGGGUCCGAUUCUUCCCACGGAAACUUGUAUGAUGCAUAAGAGCAACCAUAUAUGAUAUAGACGACUUGAUUUCAAGGUGGCAUAGUUUGGUGAACGCAUGUGGGUAGAGGUGAUAUGGGAAGACAUCAUAAAAACGCGGGUCUGUGCGAUAUUUAUGAUGCCUAGGCUACUCUCUGAAUUGACUCCGAUGGGAAAAAGCAUAGGGAAUGUAUAUAUGAUGCAAAAGAUAUGAGAUUAUUUGAUGUUUUGAGUAAUGAGAUAAUCAUAUUUGUUAGAGAUCCAAUACAGAAAAUUACAAAAUA
Botrytis sinoallii is the source of this 4922-nucleotide messenger RNA. RefSeq lists its product as uncharacterized. Bases 226 to 4659 code for a protein of 1477 amino acids. The record is from RefSeq and is a predicted model, not a curated record. The transcript is spliced from 4 exons. Gene Ontology annotation, molecular function: ATP-dependent chromatin remodeler activity; ATP binding. NCBI's taxonomy places the organism in Eukaryota, Fungi, Ascomycota, Leotiomycetes, Helotiales, Sclerotiniaceae.